Messenger RNA from Aedes aegypti (yellow fever mosquito), 2545 nucleotides. Its product is annotated as translation initiation factor IF-2-like. Bases 156 to 2378 code for a protein of 740 amino acids. The record is from RefSeq and is a predicted model, not a curated record. Lineage: Eukaryota; Metazoa; Arthropoda; Insecta; Diptera; Culicidae. The transcript is spliced from 6 exons.
ACGGUUUUUUUCAUCCAUAGAUGGUGAAAGGCAACCGCGGUCAGUCAAUCAAUUCAUGAAAACAAAACGCAUUUUGCACAAGUUUGCUACGAAAAAUCAAUUAAAAAUUGAAAUCAAUUUCAUUCGGAACAACGAAUCUACUCAUUUUCUAAAAAAUGUCCAAGAAAGUGUUUCAAAGAUUGCUGCGCUCCCCGGGGAAGGUCCGGAAAUCGGAUUUAUUGUCGGACCAGGAAUACCGUGAUUUAUCAACGACAUGUUUCGAGGAAUACUACAGAAGCAAUUUCAACACGGAACAGUUGCGGAGCUUGACGACGGCGGAAGCAAGCCACCUGGAAGUGUUCUAUCAGUUGCGGGAAAAGAAAGCUGAACGAAUCAAGAAGCGUUUCCGCGAUAAACCCCAGCGGCCUGUGGCUCCUCCAGUGAUAGUGCGCUAUGUGCCUGGCCCCGAACUGCCACAUCAUGUGGAGGGAAGUACUGAACAGGACGCACCGCAAGACACGAGCGACAUCCGGCAUUUGGUAGACAAUAUUGAGAGACGUAUGGCCGAAGAGCCGGCGCAGCCAGACGCAGAAGUUGAGAGAUCCGUGGCCCCGGUGCAGCAAGAGCCUAUGGAAACGUCCACCCCUGCAGAUGGAAUCGAACGGGCUUUGGAUGUGUCCAUGAACCAGGUUGACCUUUCUCAAGCAAUGCCACCAAAAGAGCUCUUGCUUGAAGAACCACCUGCAGAGGUCCCAUCUGUACCGAUCGGUACCAUUGAGGAAGAUCUGGACCUUGGACCACCGGGAGAUGCUGCAGCGUUUUUCGGAGUCGACCAUCCAAUGCCCGUUAGCGACCGUUCCGUCUUGGAUCGUUUGAGAGGAGAGUUUCCGAGUCUUGCGCGGCCAUCAAUUGCAGGAUGGUUUGAAGAGUUAGAAGUAGCUCCGUUGCCAACGACAGAAGCAAUGCCUCCACCCUCCGCGACGGGAGCAGGAAUCAGCGCAUCAACACCCAUUGUACCGAAUCCGAAUAUUCGUCGAUUCUACAACACAGAUCUCAGUGCAAUUAAACCACCAGCUUUGGCGGAAAAAUUACCGAAUGAUCAGGAGCAAGAACAACAGGUUGGACCAACAGACGAAAUAAUACCAGCAGAUACUCUUGUGAAUGUUCCUAGUCAAGAUGCACCGCAGUCAGCAGAAAUCAUUGCAGCCGGUAUAGUUCCAGAAUCAGUCCAAGCUCCAACAUUGGAACCUGCUCAAGAUGCAGAACCGACCUCAGUGCAACAGGUGGCACCAAUACUACAAGUGGCUACACCAGCUGCAGUCGAAUCAUCUAAUGUACCUGCCCCCGUUCGGAUUGAAUCAUCAUCAUCAGAGGCAACAACAGUGCCACGUUCUCGCCGUUCUCGUAACAUCUUCCGGAAGGUUCCCACUUAUACAGAGAACUCAAUCCCCGUUACAAUGAAACUUCGAACUGUUUUCGAAUAUGACUUCAUUGAUAACUUGGACAUGUAUGAGCAGUCACGAGCUUUGAUACAAUGCAUAAUUGAAUCUCGCCCUACCGGCACUAUCCAGCAUGCACGUACCUCAGCCGAAAGGCUUUCGAUAAGACCCUCGCUUCCAAAUGGCAUUGAAGAGCAUCCUGUUAUGCGUGACGUGUCGGCAACGCAAGCUGAACUUAGUUCCAUCAGGGAACCAACAGCCAAUCAGUCCAAGCUGUAUCCCAUUCAAGAGAGACCACAGCACGAAGAACGUGAAGAGCAGCAGCUACAAGGUGUCCCCGUCUCGGUCCCAAUUGGAGAAACGACGCUUCCUCCGGUGAUCGAGCCAGUUAUUCCAUCGAUUCCGGCUUUGACAGAGGUUCCACUCGAUCACACCAGCCAGAUGUUGGACACGGGACUCGGCAAUCAAAUGCUUUUCCCGGACUCGUCCGUGAACAUUUCUGCGCCGCAAAUAAUCAUUUCGGAUACCAGCACGUGCCUCGAUACCGGUAUUAGUGUUAAUCGUGAGACGCCGAGUGGUAUAUUGAGACCACCAAUCGAGAGGCCUCGCGAGCAGAUUGAACCGGGUGCAGUUUUAACCGAGGCAACGCAAGUUGCUCCGGUCACUGAGGCGCCUCAGCAGCCAGAUCGCCCUACGAGCGAUGAUCAGGUACCACAACCUGAGGAUACAUCACAUAAAGAGAUGCUGAUAUCGAUCUUGAAACUCUAUCUUACGCAACAGCGCGAAAUGGCAAACACCAAACAGAACGCAAUCACCAUCAAUCGACUUGCGCAGAUUACCAACGACGACCGGAUGGCGAGCGCCAGGCGCUUCAAACAUUUGCUAACGCUGAAAACGUGGGGUUUCAUCGAACUAGAAACUAGCGACUCAUCUCAGUUAAGGAAAAUUGCGCUGCGUUGAUGCUAGAUUUUAAUAAUUUUAAAACAAUAACACUACACACCGACGUGUGAUGAAAUAUCUUCGUAGCAGUAAGUAUGUUCAUAACAAUGCAUUGGAUUAUUAUAUAAGAAUAUAUAACUGAUUAACAGUGCCGGUUAAAAGCUGUUAACCUUGAAUUUAUAUUUCAA